CAUGAAUUAGAGAAACAUUAAUUUUAUUGUAAAAUGUAUUCUUUGGGAGUCCUAUUAUUUCUAUUGCUAUGUACGCAACAACUCACUGACAGCGUUGAGCGAUCCUGGCAAGAAGUACUGGCGAUGGAAAAGCAGAGAUCUAUGAGAAAAAGUAGAAGGCAAAAUAAGAAUCUGGACCCGUAUAAAGGGCUUAAGAAUAUGACGACAGAUUACAUGUUCGCCAAAGAGGCUGGCGCUAUACUACAGAUGACUACUGAGUUUAUAAGAGAUAUGGACAUGAAAAUGCGAGACGUGUACAGGGUGGAAAAGCGAUACAUCAGAACGUUCGACUUUGGUGCCGGUAAAAUGUACCAACAACUCGAAUCGAUAUUUGAACAUAUGGUUCAUUUAUACAGGAAUACGACUAACUAUGAUAAACUCUACGGGUAUGGAGUCGAUUUGAGAUCCGAUAUUGUUGGAUCUCUUCAGUUCAUGCUGAGCGACUAUAUGGAGUUUAUAACGAUCGUGGAACAGUAUAAGGAGCGCUACAGACUAUUCAAGCAGCACAGUAAAUCUUGGGAAAUACGCGCUAUGAUUCAGGAUGUACUCAUGAGAUUCAACAUAACGCCGCGCGGGACCAGGCCCGCAAUGAAAGCAGACUCGGACUAACAGUGUCAAUCAUGGGUCCACGGGGUCCCAGCGCCAACAAGCGUUUCACAGAAAUCGCGAAGCGUCUGGUUGAGGGGUAACUGGCUAACUGGUGACCGAAGAGCUGGCGACUUCCUCGCACAACGUAUCAUCACUGCAAUAC
This is a messenger RNA of Leguminivora glycinivorella, 790 nucleotides long. RefSeq lists its product as uncharacterized. The record is from RefSeq and is a predicted model, not a curated record. Lineage: Eukaryota; Metazoa; Arthropoda; Insecta; Lepidoptera; Tortricidae. The coding region runs from base 34 to 648 and encodes 204 amino acids. The transcript has 5 exons.